UAUUACUCAAACAAAUUUUACUUAGUAUUUUAAGCUAUUAAUGUUAUUGUAAGCUGUCUUAGUUAGUUUAAUCCACACUAAUUACCUUUCGGCCCAACACAAUGAGUUUGUGGGUGGAUAAACAUCGUCCAAGAGAUUUGACGAAAUUAGAUUUUCAUAAAGACCAGGCCGUUCGCUUAAAAAAUCUAGUGCAACAAAGCGAUUUCCCACAUUUACUCGUUUACGGCCCUUCUGGAGCUGGUAAAAAGACUCGAAUUAUGUGUUUAUUGCGGGAACUAUACGGUUCAGGUGUAGAGAGGUUAAGGCAAGAAACCAUGACUUUUACUACUCCAUCUAAUAAGAAGCUUGAAAUAAUGACUGUAAGUAGCAAUUACCAUAUCGAAGUUAACCCUACAGACGUCGGAAUUUAUGAUCGAGUCGUAAUUAUGGACUUGGUCAAGAAUGUUGCACAAACUCAUCAGAUAGAUUCUUCAGGGCAAAGAGAAUUCAAAGUUGUGAUCUUAAACGAAGUCGAUGACCUUACCAAGGAUGCUCAGCAUGCCUUGCGCCGAACAAUGGAGAAGUACGUGUCCACUUGCCGCCUUAUUUUGAUAGCGAACUCGAUCUCGCGUGUGAUACCCGCUAUUAGAUCGCGAUGUCUGACUAUUCGGGUUCCUGCGCCUACAGAGAAAGAGAUUGCUUCAGUGCUGCACAAUGUCUGCAAGAAAGAGGGCUUGAAUCUGCCAUCAGAGCUUGGUUUACGUAUCGCUAAAGCAGCUGAUAGGAAUAUCCGAAGGGCUCUGCUUAUGUGUGAAGCAUGUAAAGUUCAACAAUACCCAUUCACUCCAGAUCAAAAAGUUCCUGAACCUGACUGGCAAGUGUUUAUAAGAGAAACGGCCUCAAUGAUUCUGUCCGAACAGUCUCCAAAGAAGUUAGGAGAGGUGCGCCAGAAGUUGUACGAAUUAAUAAUACAUGGUGUGCCACCAGAUAUGAUUUUUGGUGGACUUUUGAAGGAAUUGGUUCGGAAUUGUGAUAUGGCGAUGAAGUGUCAAGUAGCAAGUCAUGCAGCCAAGUUUGAACAUAGAAUGCGUCUCGGUAACAAACCAAUAUUUCACUUGGAGGCUUUUGUUGCUAAAUUUAUGGCAAUUUAUAAAAAGUUUGUUGAGGAAUCUAUGGGAGAUAUGUUUUAAACAACAACUUGACACAGUUCUUUAUUUUUGUAAUUUACUAAAUUAAAUUUUUACUACAUGUGGAA
Messenger RNA from Cydia fagiglandana, 1234 nucleotides. It is a transcript of the gene RfC38, whose product is annotated as replication factor C subunit 3. Lineage: Eukaryota; Metazoa; Arthropoda; Insecta; Lepidoptera; Tortricidae. The transcript has a single exon. The coding region runs from base 102 to 1169 and encodes 355 amino acids. Gene Ontology annotation, molecular function: DNA clamp loader activity; ATP hydrolysis activity; DNA binding. Gene Ontology annotation, biological process: DNA-templated DNA replication; DNA repair. The record is from RefSeq and is a predicted model, not a curated record. Gene Ontology annotation, cellular component: DNA replication factor C complex; nucleus.